AGAGUGUGUUAAACCCUACCUUUUCCUUUGUUUCUGAAGCUACACCAAGAGAGUAAGCCGCGGCUGCAUCAGGACGAGAUUGCAACAUGAAGUUUAACGUUGCGAAUCCCACCACUGGAUGCCAGAAGAAGCUGGAAAUCGAUGAUGACCAGAAGCUCCGUGCAUUUUGGGACAAGAGGAUCUCACAGGAGGUUCUUGGUGAUGCUUUGGGCGAGGAGUUUAAAGGAUAUGUUUUCAAGAUUACUGGUGGGUGUGACAAACAAGGAUUCCCAAUGAAGCAGGGUGUGUUGACACCUGGGCGUGUUAGACUCUUGCUCCACAGAGGUACUCCUUGUUUCCGUGGACACGGAAGGCGUACUGGAGAGCGUAGAAGGAAGUCUGUUCGUGGAUGUAUUGUCAGCCCAGACCUCUCUGUUUUGAACUUGGUAAUUGUGAAGAAAGGUGACAAUGAAUUACCAGGUCUUACUGAUGUUGAGAAGCCAAGGAUGAGAGGUCCUAAGAGAGCAUCCAAAAUUCGUAAGCUGUUCAACCUGUCAAAGGAGGAUGAUGUGCGAAAAUAUGUCAACACCUAUCGUCGUACUUUUACCACCAAAGCUGGGAAAAAGGAGAGCAAAGCUCCCAAGAUACAACGACUUGUCACUCCUUUGACACUCCAAAGGAAGCGAGCAAGAAUUGCAGAUAAGAAAAAGAGAAUUGCUAAGGCUAAAUCAGAGGCAGCAGAUUAUCAGAAACUCCUUGCAUCCAGAUUGAAGGAGCAGAGGGACCGCCGAAGUGAGAGUUUAGCAAAGAAGAGGUCUAGACUAUCUACUGCCACCAAGCCAACUGCCACAGCAUAGGCAACUUACAGCUAGAGAUGUGGUGAAGUUUGAACUCUGCCUUAGUUUUCUGUAGUCUUGUUCCAUGAGGGUGGUUAUGAUAAACAUUUAUGAAUUUUCCUAUUUAAAUACUUUCGAGUUGAUUGGCUUAUUUUACAUGCUUCUGUUUGGAAUUUUCAAUUGAAUUUUGAAGGAUUUUUGCUUAGUCUAUAAAUUAUCUAUUUUAUGUUC
This is a messenger RNA of Vicia villosa (hairy vetch), 1046 nucleotides long. Its product is annotated as small ribosomal subunit protein eS6-like. Gene Ontology annotation, molecular function: structural constituent of ribosome. Gene Ontology annotation, biological process: translation. Bases 87 to 836 code for a protein of 249 amino acids. The transcript is spliced from 6 exons. The record is from RefSeq and is a predicted model, not a curated record. Lineage: Eukaryota; Viridiplantae; Streptophyta; Magnoliopsida; Fabales; Fabaceae. Gene Ontology annotation, cellular component: ribosome.